Exserohilum turcica Et28A is the source of this 1560-nucleotide messenger RNA. RefSeq lists its product as uncharacterized. The transcript has 7 exons. Gene Ontology annotation, biological process: transmembrane transport. Gene Ontology annotation, molecular function: transmembrane transporter activity. Bases 1 to 1560 code for a protein of 519 amino acids. The record is from RefSeq and is a predicted model, not a curated record. Lineage: Eukaryota; Fungi; Ascomycota; Dothideomycetes; Pleosporales; Pleosporaceae.
AUGGGCUUCGGUAUUCUGGAUGACCGCCAUAUGGCGUCCCCUCCAGGGACGUCUACGAUCAAUGACUCGGAGCCAGUUGUGGACUCCAAGGUCGACUCGAGCGCACUGAAGCGCGAUGGAGACAUCAUUCUGCAGCCACAGCCAUCCAACAGUCCAAACGACCCACUGAACUGGUCGCCCAUCCGAAAGGAGUGUAUCAUGAUUCUCCUUGCCUUCAGUUCCGGCGUGACAACAGCACUAGGACCCAUGGUAACGCCAGGCCUCCCGCUUCUCGCCAUGAAGUACAAAGUAAGCAUCGACAUGGUUUCGAGUCUGAUCAUCGGGUUCCUGGCCUUCUGGAUCGGCUUCACGACUUUCUUCACGGCGGCCGGAGCCAAUAUCUGGGGCAAGCGCCCCUUUUUCGUCAUCUCGGCUGUGGUUCUGCUCGCGACUAACAUCUGGGGAUUCUACACGAGGUCGUUCAUUUCUCUCGCCGUCAUGCGAGUCAUCCAGGGUAUUGCGUCUGCGCCGCUCGAAACGCUCGUCACAUCGACGGUAUCCGACAUGUACUUUGUGCACCAGCGCGGCGCGCGCAUCGCCGUGUGGGGCUGUUUCCUGGCUUCGGGCGUGUUGCUCGGGCAGACGAUUGCCGGCGCCAUCAUCGAGAACAUUUCCUUCGAAGCAACCUUUGGUAUCUCGGCUCUGAUUUUCAUCCCCAUUGUGCUCGGCAUGUACUUCUUCGUCGUCGAGACGACGUACUACGGCCCGCGGCCCACAGGCAAGCAAGUCGACGACGAGGACGUGGCGCUCGCGCAGGCCAACGAGCCCAAGCCGUCCUACAGCAGCCAGCUCGCCCUCUUCCGCGGCCGCAUGUCGCCCGAGUCGUUCUGGAAGAACGCGUGGAAGCCCGUGCCGCUCAUCAGUUUCCCCGCCGUGCUCUUCAGCACAAUUGUCUACGGAUCCUACUUCACGUGGCUGCUCACCAUCUCGGUGCUCUCCGCCAGCAUCUUUUCAGCGCCGCCGUACAAGCUGAACCCAGCGCAAAUCGGGCUGACCAACCUGCCUCUGCUGGGCGUCGGCCUCAUCGGGUCGCCGCUCUCAGGCUGGGCCGCCGACGCCAUUGCAAAGAGCAUGGCGCGCCGCAACAAGGGCGUGUUUGAACCCGAAUUCCGCCUUACGCUUAUGAUCCCCGCCACCAUCUUCGCCACCAUCGGCUUCCUGGGCUUCGGUAUCAGCACGUCGCAGGGCUACCCCAUUGCGUAUCCCCUCGUCUUCAUGUCCAUCCACUCGCUGUCCGUGCCCUUUGCAUCCACCGCCAGUCUCACAUAUGUCAUUGACUGCCAUCCCAAAGACGCGAACCAGGCCUUUGUCACCAUCAACUUCACCAAGGCCGUGUUUACCUUUAUCGCGACCACGUAUGCCAACGGCGUCAUGGCCAAGGUCGGCCCGAGAAUGGUGUUUGACAGCAUUACCGUCAUCAAUCUGGCCAUCUGCUCGCUUACCAUUCCGUCGUAUAUAUAUGGCAAGAGGUUUAGGAGCCUGGUUGCGCGCAGCUCGUUUGGAAAGAAGAUCUCGGGUUAA